UGUUCUCCACGAACAUAGCACAUACAUACUUGCUAUCGUCAUGUAUAUGUAAUAUCUAUAUAUACAUAUAUGUAUUUGAUCGGUAGGAAAAUAGGCGCUUGGAAGGGGAAACCAGCGCGUCAAGCGCAUGAGGGAGCCCUCGUUUUGUUUCCCGCGAACAUACAGAUUGUUCAAGAUUAUUUGAUGCAUAAUAUUGUAGUAAGCGUUUAUAUAUUUUCUCGCUUGAACUGUUAAGAAUUACUCGGUAAAGGUAUCAAACUUUGAAACGAACCAGUAUGGAAACAUUGUUGCCGUCGGAAGUAGCACGACUUGUUCUUGGAUACCUUGAAGAUGAAAAAUGUGUCGAAGCUGCCAAAACAUUUUUAGAGACGUCACCGCACUUACAAGAAUGUCGUACAGUACUAUCCAAGGGAAGACGAUUCAGCACCAGAGUAGGUGGAAUGACAUUAAUGGAUGUCAUAGAAAAAUUUUUUGCAAUCACUGCAGCAAUUCAAGAGCGUCUCAGCAAAAUUGCAGAUUGCGAUCAGUUGAGACACUGUGGGGAUUCAUUGGAGCAAUUAAAAUUUCUUGUUGAAGAAACGCGUGGUCAACGAUUUGUAGUUAAUAUAAAUGUUCCUUCACAGGCUAAUGCCCAAAUAAGUAAUGGAUCUCCAAUAAUAUCCAGUAACGUUCGUAAAAGACGUCAUAGCAACAGUGAUCGUGAACGAUGCAAGCGUGUAAAAGUAGUAUCAAAUGCAUCCCAGCAGUUGGAAUUUCCAGUUUCUAUAGGUUCCGACAGCAUAGAAGCAACGCUAUUAGAAAGUUUACCAGGUCAUGCUGUCACGUCAUGUCGAUCCAACUAUGAUGCUUACACAAAGGGGGAAGACCACAAUGCGUGUCAACAAAAGUACCGAGAUGGCGAUCAAGAUGAUAGAAACAUGGAAACGGAUGGUCUUGGUGAUAAUGCAUUCAAAGAUGACAACAUAGGAAAUUUCUGUACAUUUGAAAAAUGUAGCGCAGCUACAAGCACAGAAGAGUUAUUAAGUUAUUCGUGCGCAGAAGUUCAGACCACUCCAUAUGAUACACACGAAUCCGAAUCAGAAACCAAUGACGAACCUAUAGAAAAUCUCAGUUUACUGACAAAAGAGCUUUUAAAUCGUACUGAGUUACAAGAACGUAUUGCAGAAAAUAUUAAUAAAGCUAUACUACCAACAGAUAUAUCUGCGAAAGACGAAAUUCUGAAUGAUACGAUCAACUGCGAAGCAAACUCCUCUAUUGUGAUCGAGUCGAAUAACGCAAUUAAAUCUAUAGUUGAAGCAACGGAAUCUGAUCCAAUAUUUGAAAAAUUUCUCGAUGAAAUAAUUGGGCCAUACACAGAAACCGACACGAGUCCGGACGAAGAUAUGGAAGUCAAACCAAAAGCGAAACUUUCGAAUGAUUCCCGAGAAAAGCAACAAGAAACGAAUACAGUGGAACUCGGGACGUCUUGGAUAGUAGAAAAAUUAUCAAACGAGACGGAAGCGGAAGAUGUUGUAGAAGUACCCUUAAAACAUAGACUUCGCAGUUCAUCGAGACAACAAAAUGCUCGCAUUGAAGACGAGCUACGCGAUCAAGAGAAAGAACACAAUGCUCUAGAAGAUCAAAAUGCUGCAGCGAUUCUAAGUAUAAUAAACGCAAAUAUUAUCAGUAGUAAAUCAUCGGAUGACAAAAAAGUCUCAGAUGUUACGAAAGAUGUACGUUUGGAAAACGAAAGUGAAAAGAAGUUGACAAUUUCCGAACAGUUUCCGAACAAGGAUAAGAUAACCGAGAUGAAAUCAGUACGCAUUGAUACCGAAAAAGACUGUGGUAAUGACAAUAACAAUACAAACGGCAAUAACAAUGAUAAUGAAAAUGGUAAUAGUAAUAGUAAUGGCAAUGGCAAUAAUAACGAUGCAAUUGUUCACUGUAAUGAUGUUGAAUCGAAAAUGAAAAAAUCAUCGGUGAAACGAUCGCGUGUCGCAAAGCCAAAACACGAGACAGAAGUCAACAAUAGAAUGAACGAACACAAACACGAUCAAGAUAUAAUGACAAUGCCAAUGUUGAUAGUAUGCUCGAAGCAGGAGCCGAGCAACGUGCUCACUGCAAGUUCUAACGUUACGUCCAUUAGCAAUUCCCGCUUUGUUCCUAUUAUGCCUAAAGAUGCGACAACGUUGUAUUUAAAGACUGUGAAUGUAGCUCAAAAAGUACAAGCACCAAUUUCCAACACUCUUAACGAGUCGAAGAAUUUAAUUGUUUGCGCGAACGCAGCUUUACAAGCAUGUCAGAAAGGAUUCGUUAAAAUGAACUGUACAUCGAAAGGUACAUCUAGAAUCAUUGAUAAUUCGGUCGCAAAUCCUGAUGUGUUUAGUAGUAGCAACAAUAACGCCGAAAUUGCAACUACUAAUAAAUUUCUCACUGAGGAAUCGAUUACUCUUUACGGGAAUGAAAACAGUGCAAAAACUCUAUUGGAUAGUUCGAAUUUACCCACGAUAAACUUAGAAGAUAGCAUCAGUUUGUCAGGCACGGAGCUGUCUCCGUACAUAAAGUUCAAUUGCAAUAAAAAUAAUCAGAAUCAAAGCUUGUCGGAUAUCGACUUGACGCCCGUCAUCCAAAACGUGCAGAUUGCUGACACGAUACAUACAACCAUUGGCCUCGAUGAUCAACAACCUUCUACUUCCAAUUUGAAGACAACAGACCACGAUAUCAUCAAUAAACGCACACCUAGAUCUUUGCUGAGAAGUAGAUCGAAGAAUCACAGAUUAAGUUUAUCGACGCCCAGAAAGAGAAGCAAUCACGUAAGAGCACUCGAUUUUAAUACUCCGUCAAAGAUGAUGAUCAUGUCGAAUAAUUUAAUCGAGAAGAACGAGAAUACUCGUCUCUCGUCUAGAUCUGGACCAGCAAAACACCUUAAAUCCGUGCGCAGAACGUCUCUGUUCAGAUCACCGUCUUUCUCCAGUCACGUUACAAUGAGCACGCAUAAACUGAAAAGUCCAUUGAGACAUUGUCGACUGUCAUCCAAGCUUCCCAUUGCAACGAAGGAACCCGAGCCAAAACUUAUUGGUGGUUGGGACAAAUGUAACGGAGUGGGUAUAAUUAUCGACAACAAAGAAGAUUUGUCGAAUCAAAAUGCGGCGCCCAUAAUGGCCUCGAGCGAAACUAACAGUAAAACUCGACCCAAGACGACGAAAACAAAUAACAUUUGGGAUGCAGAUUUGCGAAAAUCUUUGCAAAUCCCGACAGAAGAGUGCCGGAAGACGCGAAAAGUUUCGAAAUUGCCAAAAAUCAAAAGAGUCGAGUCUACAAAAGAUAAGACGGUAGCAUCGCGAAAAGUUAAAAGGAAAGAUGCGUCACGGAUUCUCAAAGAAACCAGUCAAAGUAGUCUUCUUUCAAACGACACUACAAUCAAUAAAAUCGUUGCCUCAUCGGUCCAAAAUGAUACUGUUACUUGUAACGUUGUUGCGAAAAACGAGAUCGGUGCAUUGAAGCCAGUUAGUCACGAUGUUCACCGGCACGACGAUGAUAAUACUAAACCUGUUCACAAAGAAACGGAAGAGGAACAGCGGCAGCGCCAAUCAUCGAAAACCGCAGAGGCAACUAACGAACAGAAGCCUGUAAAGAAAUACGCACAGUUGAAAACAUUGGAAACCAAUUUGAAUAAAUGUAAUUCCAAUAAGAAAACGUCUUUGGAUGCUUUGCAUCAAUGCUCAGAUUUGGCAAAGGCUUCCGUGGAUAUCGCGCAGCAGAUGCUACAGCAACAAAUACCCAAUUUAAUGGCUCUGGAAACACCAAGAAAAUUUCAAAAUUCCGAAGUACCACCGACACCAAGAUUGCUCAGCCCCAGCAGUAACGCAACCCUGUUUCCAAAAAUUAACGAGGACUCCAGUAAGAUACGUAGUUUCAUAAACACGCCGGAAUUUCCGAGAACACCUUGCAUAGCAUUAACUCCAAAACUCUCAAACGAAAGUAUUACCGCAGAGGACGCAGAGAAAGAAGCAUUUCACAGUUGUUCUCCAUACUAUAAACCAACGUCCGAGCAAGACGAACAUUUGGAUAAAUCAUCGAAGAUACCUAAACUAGGGAAUAAUUUCGAGAAUUCAUCUAAAUUAGUGUCACAGGUUUCGAUGCAAUCUGUAUCGUCGUCCCAUGAUAUCAAGAAAUCGACGAACACCUAUCAAACCUGUGUGUCAGCAAAAUUAGAGAUAACACAAUUCGAAGUGAUCAAAGAGAAUCUACCGAAAGAAGAAGCAGUGAAAGAAUUUAAGAUAUCUCUGGCUGAUUCGCCGAUUCGUUAUGCGAAAUACAAAUCCGAUUGUGCAAAGGAUAAAGCUGUAAACAUUGUUUUGGCGAAAAACAAACAUCUACCAAUCGAGGAUGAUAAAUCAGUCUUAAACAAGGAAGAAUCGAACGACAAUGAUACAGCCUCUGUUGCAUCGUGUUCGUCCUCCUCUUCUUCCUCUUCUUCAUCUUCCUCUUCCUCUUCAUCUUCCUCUUCUUCCUCUUCGUUCUCUUCUUCACCGACGUCUUUGUCUGCAUUAGCUUCAAAACCAUUUAAUUUAAAUCGUUCAAAAGCCACGAGCGCAACGGACAAAUCACCCGCCAGCAAAAAGUGCAAUAAACUUUCUAGUCAAAUUUUACAUUCGGAAACAUUAAUCUCAGAAACUAAUUCGCCAAAACCAAAAGUCAAAAUUAUGGAUAUACCGUGUACGACUCAUACAAAACAAACUAUGAUCGCCUUAAGAAAGUGCGAAUCGUCGCCGACAAAAGUACUUUCGAUAUUCAAGAACGAUGAAGAUUUGAAAAACGAUACAAAAGAAACUCCUGCGAAAGAUGAAUUUCUGUUAGACGAAGCAAACAUCUCGGAAACUCCCAGCAGUUCGAAAGCAGGUGUUGAACAUCUGACUAAUUUAUCUUCAAAAAUUUCGGCGUUCAUAACUUUGGAGGAUGAGAAAUUACCUAAAUUGAAUGAAGACUUUCCUGUAGAUGAGUGUACCACGGAAAAGUUAAAGCAGAAGCCUAUGAUAGUUGAUAUACAAUGUCUGAGUUCGAAAAUGAAUUCAAAUUCGAAUCCAUAUCUUAGCCACAAGCUCUCUACUAAACCUGUGGCAAAGCGUUCCAGUAGUAGCAAACUAGUAGUAGUUUCGCAAUUAGAAGCGAAGCGCCGACGUGUAAUUGCGAAAUUUCGAGAAAUCUCCAAGCCCAAUUCAUCUCGUGGUAAACUUCAACAGUCGCGCAUUCUUUUAAGUGGUAAAAAGAAUAGCAAUUCGAAGAAAGCAUGCAGUCAAUACAAACGUUCCGGAAAGAACGGCGAACAGAUUAAGGAGAAACAGGCUAAAAGAAACAAAGUGAACAAAUCCGAAGAGUCCAAUAAUAAUAACAACAUCAACAACGGUAACAGUAAUAGUGUCGAUGAUAACGUUAACAGCAAUACCGUCGUUGGUGAUAAUAAUAGCAAUAAUAAUGAACGUAACGAUAGCGAUGGCAAAAAGAAAUACUCGUCUGUACAGGGUGUGCUAAAAGUAGAAAGAUGUAGUUUGGAGUAUUCAAAGAGACACAACGAAGCAACAAACUAUAGCGAAGAAACAAGCAUCGUGUGCAAUGAAACCUUAACAUUGGAAACUAUAGAGUAUUCGACUACCAAAACGAUAAAUACAUUGGAAAAUUUGACCAUCGGCGAAGAUGCGAACAACGUGGAAACGAACGAUGGAGUUCACAUACGAGAGAAACAGUUGAAUUCGCCCGAGUUUGAAAGGAAAAAUGAAAUUUCUAACACGACUCUCAUAGACAAGAAACAAACGGAAACAAAAACAAUAGAAAUUGAGUCAAGCAACAUAGCCGAUAACAAUGAUUCGCAAGAGAUCAAGACUGAUCAGCACUCUUUAAGAAACGAAAAUAAUCCAAUUAGGGAAAACACGCGUCAAACAAUAGAAAUUGAGUCAAGCAAUAUAGCCGAUAAUAAUGGUUCGCAAGAGAUCAAGUCUGAUCAGCAUUCUUUAAGAAAUGAAAAUAAUUUAAUUAAGGAAAACACGCGUCGAACGAAGGAGUAUCCGAGUUGUCGCGGUAUUAAAGCAAUCGGCAUUUUAAAGUCCAAGGUGGAUCUGGUAAAACGAGAUUUGUUUAGCGACGAAGAAAACGAACAGAGAACUUCGGGUCCGUUCAAGUUUACGAACAGCAACGGAGAAAAUGAUAUCGUUGUAGUGUCCACUAAGAGCGUCGAGUCAGAAAAUCCGAAAGGCUUGUCGCGCGUCCUUCAGUGUUUGCAGCUGAUUCCUACCUGCAAAAACGAACAUGCAGGUGGGACCGUAUCCACUAUGCCGACUGCAUCGAUCCCGACAACUGCGACUACCGAAUUCAGACGCAAAAAUAAUCGUGGGACUGAUCUAAAUGCGCUGAUGCCUAAUUCGGUCGAGUAUCAUUUCCAAUAUGACGACAAUGCUCCAUUUAAGAAAAGGAGACGUAGGUACAGUAGUCAAGAGUUAGAGUUUCAAAUCAACAUUGUCCUGAACGAUCAAAGUCGCGACGAAUGCAUGAAAGUAAUGACCGCUACCAACUAUGAAGAAAUAUUUAACAUGUCCCCGAAAUCGAGAAAACGAUCGGGUAAUAGAAAAUCACCUGUCAAAACUAAUUUAUUUCCCAUUCAAGUCCACGAAAACGUAGAUAAACCACCUGUUACGUUAACAAUAGCAAAUAUCAAUAGCAAGCCUCUGGCCACAUCGUCUCCCGUAGAUAAGGUGCCGAGAUCCAAGAUGAAAAAACUCUCUGUAAAAACUGUACAUGCGACAAAUGAAAAAAAUCAAAUAACCCAAUUAAAUAACAGGAAAAAAACGAAAUUUGAUAAAACUCGUGAAACCGAUAACAAUUGUACUGCGAAGAUUAUCCGAAGAAAGUUGCCAGAGCUAAGAGAAACCAAGCAGAAACAAACCACAGCCACCUGUUUCAGAUCGAUAAACGACAUUAUACAACGGACCCGCAAACGCUAUUGAACAACAUAGACUUGGAGAAAUUUUUAACGUCUGUUCACGGACCUGCGUAACAAUGUAUUAUAGAGACAAUCCAAAUAUCCAAAUGACAGAGAACAAAGUGUCAACAAAAGUCUAUCAUCUAGCCAUAUAUACAGUGGACAUUUAAUACA
Messenger RNA from Megalopta genalis, 7126 nucleotides. The record is from RefSeq and is a predicted model, not a curated record. NCBI's taxonomy places the organism in Eukaryota, Metazoa, Arthropoda, Insecta, Hymenoptera, Halictidae.